This is a messenger RNA of Chaetomium globosum CBS 148.51, 1728 nucleotides long. RefSeq lists its product as uncharacterized. Gene Ontology annotation, molecular function: rRNA (adenine) methyltransferase activity. The transcript has a single exon. The record is from RefSeq and is a predicted model, not a curated record. Gene Ontology annotation, cellular component: nucleolus. Gene Ontology annotation, biological process: rRNA methylation; ribosomal large subunit biogenesis. NCBI's taxonomy places the organism in Eukaryota, Fungi, Ascomycota, Sordariomycetes, Sordariales, Chaetomiaceae. The coding region runs from base 1 to 1728 and encodes 575 amino acids.
AUGUUUCCUGUAAAGGGCCUCAGUAUUUCGGCCGAGAAACUCAAGUCCGAAACGGGGGUUCCAGCCCCAUCUGCACCUUCAACUGCCACCCCGAAGCCGAAGCCUGCGAAGAAGCGCAAGAGACCAGGACAGACGGGGAAUGUGACGGCGGAAAACUUGGCCGACCUGUGGGAGAAAGUCAUUGAGCACAAGGGGCCAUCAGUAUCAGGGGCGAACAAGACACAACCGAGAAAGGACAACAAGCGCCAAAAAAAGGAGCACGAUGCUACUGUGUCAGACGGUCCUGAGGACGGGAACAGCACAAUUCAAUUAGGAAGCAAAGAGCAGCAGAACGAAUCCAGCGAUAAGUCCGACAAGAAACAGAAAAAGAAGGACAAGAAGGAGAAGCGGAGCUCGCUCACAGCAACGGCCCAAUCUGCGGAAGAGGCGGGAGAUAAAUGGAAUGGCAUCGACGACGAGGAGGAUGCUACCCAGGAGGUGAAGGGGAAGGCCGACAAGAAGAAGCAAAAAACAGGCGGCGAUAACAAGGAUGAUACCAAGCCCAUCGACAAGAAAGCCAAAUCCGAUGUAGCGGCUCCUCCGUCAGCACCUCCCGCUUCCGCCGCCCCGAAGCUCACCCCCCUUCAAGCCUCAAUGCGCGAGAAGCUUGUCUCAGCCCGCUUCCGCCACCUUAAUGAAACCCUCUACACCCGCCCCUCCGCCGAAGCCUUCCAGCUCUUCCAGGACUCUCCAGAGAUGUUCACCGAGUACCACGAGGGCUUCCGCCGACAAGUCGACGUGUGGCCUGAAAAUCCCGUCGACGGAUACAUCGCAGAUCUCAAAGCCCGCGCCAAAGUCCGCUUCCAGCCUCGUAACCCCAACGGCCCCGUCACCGCCGCCCAACUUCCCCUGCCCAAAAUGCACAGCACCAAAACCUGCACCGUCGCCGACCUCGGCUGCGGCGACGCCAAGCUCGCCACAGCUCUCCAGCCGUUCGCCCGGAAACUGCACCUCGACAUCCGCAGCUUCGACCUCCAGACAGGCGGCUCCGCGCUUGUGACCCGCGCCGACAUCGCCAACCUCCCCCUCGCCGACAACUCAGUCGACGUGGCCAUCUUCUGCCUCGCGCUCAUGGGCACCAACUGGCUCUCCUUCGUCGAAGAAGCCUACCGCAUCCUGCGCUGGCGCGGCGAGCUGUGGGUGGCCGAGAUCAAGAGCCGCUUCACCAACCCGGCGGCGGCGGCCUCGCGCAACAAGUCCAAGGUCGUCGCGCACAGCGUCGGCAACCGCAAGAAGCCGUCUGUCGCCGCUACCAAGCAGGCCAAGGCGGCCGCCGCCGAGGAGGAGGAGGCGUCGCACCUGGCCGAGCUCGCCGUGCAGGUGGACGGGGUCGAGGCCCGCACCAAGCAGCAACAGCAGCAGCAAGAGACUGACAUCGGGGCGUUUGUGGAGGCGCUCCGGAAGCGCGGGUUCCUGCUGAGCCGCGACCUAGGCGAGGGCGCCGUCGACAUGAGCAACCGCAUGUUUGUGCGCAUGCACUUUGUCAAGGCGGCGCCCGCGCUCCGCGGCAAGUGCGCCGCGCCGGGGGCCGAGGAGAAGGCGGCCUCGCAGGGGGAGCGUAAGUGGACGGAUGGCAAGGGGCGGACGGUGCAGGUGCCAAAAAAGAAGUUCAUGGAUAGGGAUGGGGAUGGGGAUGAGGAUAUCAACGAGGCGGCGGUUCUGAAACCGUGUGUUUAUAAGAUUCGGUAG